AUGCAUGCGCCGGUGCGGAGGUGGAGGUGGAAGUGGUCGACAAGGCCAAACAAGCGCGAAGCCCCACAGGCCAAGGAUGCCCAGAAGGAAGCAUCAAUCGCUGACCUUGAGGCAAAACUUGCCUCUGCCAAACAGACCAUCGAAGAGCUACAGGCGACUGCAGUGGCCUCCGAUAUCAAAGAGAGAGAGAGAGAGAGCCGGAACGCUCUUGCUAUGCUCGAGGCUUCUCUAGAGGCCAAGGAGAAGGCCGCAUUGGCCCAACAGCAUAUCCAGGCCACUCAGCUAGCCUUGAAGGCCAAGUGCGGCAAUAUUGAAGAGCGUAAGGAUGCUCGUGCUGCGCUCAAGCUGGUACCCUGGAAGGCCUCGAAACCUCCCUCGAAUUGA
Exophiala dermatitidis NIH/UT8656 is the source of this 384-nucleotide messenger RNA. RefSeq lists its product as uncharacterized. The coding region runs from base 1 to 384 and encodes 127 amino acids. The record is from RefSeq and is a predicted model, not a curated record. NCBI's taxonomy places the organism in Eukaryota, Fungi, Ascomycota, Eurotiomycetes, Chaetothyriales, Herpotrichiellaceae. The transcript has 2 exons.